AUGACCACUCCAAUUUCUGACAAUGUCCUCAAUCCAACCGAGCCUGAAGGAAAUCUCUCAGCCCUCCUUCAAUCCUUUGCCAUGAUCAUCGUCUCAGAAGUCGGCGAUAAAACAUUUCUCAUUGCGGCUAUCCUCGCUAUGUCAAAUCCUCGUCUAAUCGUUUUUGCAGGAGCUUUUGGCUCUCUUGUCGCUAUGUCCAUACUCUCUUCAGCCAUGGGUCAUAUACUUCCUACACUUCUACCAAGGCGCUGGACGCAGCUCGCAGCAGGCAUCCUGUUUCUAGUGUUUGGGACAAAAAUGUUUAUUGAGGGGAGGCAAAUGAAGGCUGGGAAUGAGAAGACGCAAGAGGAGAUGAAAGAGGCUGAGGAGGAAAUCGAGGAAGACGAGGCGAGACAUGAAGGGAUACCCGCUGUAGAUCCAGCUUCCCUCGACAACGGCUAUCUGGUGCCGCUGGGAAUAAUAGAAGGAGGACGUAGUCCGGUCUUUGCCUCCAAGGAUUCCACCCUCAAACCGAAACCGAAAAAGACCUCUCUGGUCGAAGGUGCACGGAAUUUCUGUAGUUUGUUCCUUGGGCCAGUGUUUGUCAAGGCUUUCGCAUUGACUUUCUUAGGCGAAUGGGGAGACCGCAGUCAGAUCGCCACGAUUGCAUUGGGAGCUGCGCAUAACGCGUACCUCGUCGCACUCGGAACUAUAAUUGGCCACGGGUGUUGUACGGCUGCUGCAGUUAUUGGAGGUAAAUAUGUGUCUACCAAGAUAUCUGCGAAGCAUAUUACACUUGGAGGCGCAGUUCUCUUCUUAUUAUUCGGAGUUUUAUAUUUGUACCAAGUAUUUAUGGACUCCACCGCGGAUGAUGUAUCGAUACCUAUCAUUAACCACCCAGAGGAUACGUAG
This is a messenger RNA of Lentinula edodes (shiitake mushroom), 891 nucleotides long. RefSeq lists its product as uncharacterized. The transcript has 3 exons. The record is from RefSeq and is a predicted model, not a curated record. Gene Ontology annotation, biological process: Golgi calcium ion transport; Golgi calcium ion homeostasis; manganese ion transmembrane transport. Gene Ontology annotation, cellular component: fungal-type vacuole membrane; Golgi apparatus. Bases 1 to 891 code for a protein of 296 amino acids. NCBI's taxonomy places the organism in Eukaryota, Fungi, Basidiomycota, Agaricomycetes, Agaricales, Omphalotaceae. Gene Ontology annotation, molecular function: manganese ion transmembrane transporter activity; calcium ion transmembrane transporter activity.